CAAACUAACCCUAAGCCCGCUGCCCUGGAAACUACAACACCCAUAAGCCUUCGGGAGCGCUCGUGCAUUGUGGGGCGCUCCGCAUUUUCCUCCUAAAGUGGCCCCUCAGGUUGAACUGUGAAAAUUCUCCAUCAUCCCCCGCGAGACACCAGAAACCUCCUUUUCCGCUCCAUGCCCGGAUAUAAGUGGCCGUGGCCAUAGAAACUGUCUGCUAGAGGCUCCCAAAGUCGCUUUCCCGACCCUCAUUUCCGCCGGAAGUGAUCUGCUGUUCCAAGUGCCCGUCCUUCCCUACACGCGCGGGCUCCGGGUCCCUAGUUCUCGGUCCCGGUCGCCGAGUACUACCACAAUGGCGGCAGCGACUCUAUUACGAGCGACGCCCCGCUUCAGCGGUCUCUGCGCCAGCCCGACCCCAUUUCUGCAAGGUCGGCUGCGGCCGCUGAAGGCCCCGGCAUCGCCCUUCUUGUGUCGCGGCCUAGCAGUGGAGGCCAAGAAGACUUACGUACGCGACAAACCCCAUGUGAAUGUGGGUACUAUCGGGCAUGUGGACCAUGGCAAGACCACCCUGACCGCAGCCAUCACGAAAAUUCUAGCCGAGGGAGGUGGAGCUAAGUUCAAGAAGUACGAGGAGAUAGACAAUGCCCCAGAGGAGCGAGCUCGGGGUAUCACCAUCAAUGCAGCUCAUGUGGAGUAUAGCACUGCUGCCCGACACUAUGCCCACACAGACUGCCCUGGUCAUGCAGAUUAUGUUAAGAAUAUGAUCACAGGCACCGCCCCUCUGGAUGGCUGCAUCCUGGUGGUGGCAGCUAAUGAUGGCCCCAUGCCCCAGACCCGAGAGCACUUACUGCUAGCUAAACAGAUUGGGGUAGAGCAUGUUGUGGUGUAUGUGAACAAGGCAGAUGCUGUCCAGGACUCGGAGAUGGUGGAGUUGGUAGAGCUGGAGAUCCGGGAGCUGCUCACUGAGUUUGGCUAUAAAGGAGAGGAAACCCCAGUCAUCGUAGGCUCGGCCCUCUGUGCCCUUGAGCAACGUGAUCCUGAGCUAGGUGUGAAGUCAGUGCAGAAGCUUCUGGAUGCUGUGGACACUUACAUCCCAGUACCCACCCGGGACCUGGAGAAGCCCUUUCUGCUCCCUGUAGAGUCAGUUUACUCUAUUCCUGGCCGAGGCACAGUGGUGACAGGUACACUAGAGCGUGGCAUUUUGAAGAAAGGAGAUGAGUGUGAGUUGCUGGGACAUAACAAGAACAUUCGCACUGUGGUGACAGGCAUUGAGAUGUUCCACAAGAGCCUGGAGAGGGCUGAGGCAGGGGAUAACCUUGGUGCUCUGGUCCGAGGCUUAAAGCGAGAGGAUUUGAGGCGUGGUUUGGUCAUGGUCAAGCCAGGAUCCAUCCAACCCCACCAGAAGGUGGAGGCCCAGGUUUAUAUCCUCAGCAAGGAGGAGGGUGGCCGCCACAAACCCUUUGUAUCUCAUUUCAUGCCCGUCAUGUUCUCCCUGACCUGGGACAUGGCCUGUCGCGUCAUCUUGCCUCCAGGGAAGGAACUUGCCAUGCCUGGAGAGGACUUGAAGCUUAGCCUAAUCUUGCGGCAGCCCAUGAUCUUAGAGAAAGGCCAACGUUUCACUUUGAGGGAUGGCAACAAGACCAUUGGCACAGGCCUUGUCACUGAUGUACCAGCCAUGACCGAGGAGGACAAGAACAUCAAAUGGAGCUGAGUCUGGACUUCUGCUCAGGUUGUUGAGCUUAAAGCUGCCCUGGUCAGCAUUCCCACUGGUGGACACAAGCUGCAUCCAAGCAGAGUACACCUAUGGACAUUUCUAAUCCUGCUCACAAGGAGUGAGUGGCCCGCCAAGAGAGGUUGGCAAAUAAAACUGUCCCGUGAAUAAUGCA
Rattus rattus (black rat) is the source of this 1880-nucleotide messenger RNA. It is a transcript of the gene Tufm, whose product is annotated as Tu translation elongation factor, mitochondrial. The record is from RefSeq and is a predicted model, not a curated record. Gene Ontology annotation, biological process: mitochondrial translational elongation. The transcript has 10 exons. Gene Ontology annotation, molecular function: GTPase activity; GTP binding; translation elongation factor activity. Gene Ontology annotation, cellular component: mitochondrion. NCBI's taxonomy places the organism in Eukaryota, Metazoa, Chordata, Mammalia, Rodentia, Muridae. Bases 347 to 1705 code for a protein of 452 amino acids.